Messenger RNA from Fraxinus pennsylvanica, 357 nucleotides. The record is from the annotation of a GenBank genome assembly. NCBI's taxonomy places the organism in Eukaryota, Viridiplantae, Streptophyta, Magnoliopsida, Lamiales, Oleaceae.
AUGCUCACUAAAGGGCUGGCUGCUUUGCUAGUCCAAAGUCUUUCUGACCGGCCCGUGGAAGAGGUUAUGAGGGUUUCACCUGGUUUUGUGGUGCUUAUUGGGUUGCAGCAGAGUUUGACUCCGUCUAGGAAUAAUGAGUUCUUGAAUAUGUUGAAGUUGAUGCAUAAGAAGGCUCUGCAAUUGUACAUGGAAAGUGAAAAAGGUGAUCCGCCAAAAGUUCAUUUUGAGGAAGCAGCUACUGAAGAACAAGAAGAAAAGUUGGAUCUUCCUGAUGUCCCAACCAAAGCACCAGUCAUUUUUGAGGUGGUGCCUGAUUUUGGACCAAGAAAAGUUAUGGAGGAACCAUUACCUGCUUGA